AUGAGCAAGUUUUACGAAGUCUCGAAAGUGCUCGAUAAGCGUACAGACUCCCACGGUCGCGUUCAGUACCUCGUCCGCUGGCGUGGCUAUGGAAAGAAGAACGAUAGCUGGGUGGAUGAAGCCGACACAAACGAGUGCCUUAAACAAGUGUUUAGGACACGCCACCAAGGAACUCCAGGCUUGCUGCAGACCUUAGCUGUGUUAGUGGCAGAAAAGCUGAACAUGAAGAAACCGCCAACAACCAGCAUCGUGAGACGUUCGUCUGUCACCAUGCCGAUGGAUGCCGAGACCUUUAAAGAGUUGUUCGGUGAUCUUCCUUCCGCGCCAAAUCUUUUGCAAGUGACAAAGUUUUCUGUGCCCAUUCACGAGCUUGACGCCAUAAUGCCUGCCGGAUGGUCACUAAAUACUUUCAAAACCUCCACGACUUGUCGGUUGCAGCCCGGCAGGCCCGUCGAGAUUGCUCUCGUAGAGCGCAAGAAAGUGUUUUUUGAUCAUUCGGGGUGUUUGCGCUGUCAAGGCGGGAAUGGAGCCCCCGUCGCUUGUAAAGACGUGGUGCGGAAAGUAGUAUUCGGUUCAACCCUUCUAAAGAUCUCGUUCUACCGUGAGCGGAACAAGCAAGCCGAGCGAAAGCCCAAGGAGCGCACGAGACUAACCUAG
Pocillopora meandrina is the source of this 657-nucleotide messenger RNA. Lineage: Eukaryota; Metazoa; Cnidaria; Anthozoa; Scleractinia; Pocilloporidae. The record is from the annotation of a GenBank genome assembly.